ACAUGUGCAUUAAGUUAAAAAUAAUCUGUUUCCAGAAAGAAUUUGGUUUCUUCAUGACAUGAAUGUCCUUUCUUGCUAUCAUGCUUGCGAAUAUCUAAGAUAUUUUCUUUGUGAAACUUAAUGAUUCCUGAAUUUUCCAUUACCUCAUUCCGAGCGGCUGUCUCUGCAAUUCAUUACCGAUCAAAAAAGGUGCCUGUUUGUGGGUCGAUAAAGAUUAACAAAUAGCUAGCUGCCUAACCUCAUAACUGGAAACAGCAUAUUCUGGCAUUCAUUUUAUUGAAUUAAUAUCUUUUAACAGGCUUUAGAAACAAAAGAUGGGCAUGAAAUUUUAAUUCAUUUCAAUCUAGUGUUUUUCUUUUUCUUUGCCAGUUAGGUGAUUAAUGGAGAUGGUUCAAUAUUCUCCUUUUCUACAUCCUAUGCUAGGAUAGCAUAAAAGAUUAUCCAUGUUCGGUAUGUUGCUGUGAUUCCUGUGACUGGAAUGCAAUUAUUCAUCUUGGAGAGGUUUAGAUAUGAUGAAUACUGUUCCUUGUUGUGUCUAUUCCUUCCAUGGCCUUAAAAUAGCAGAGCUUGUCAACUGAAUUUGUAUUGUCCUUGCUUAUGAUUUAUUUUUCUAACUUGUAUCUUGUGUGAGUUUACGAUAGUGGAUCACCUUGUCCUGGGAAAGUUGAAUCGGGUUAAUGUUUCAAGGUUCAUCCAUUCUAUGCCAUAUUUUGGCACUCUCUUUCUGCAUACAGAACUUUAUCUUUUAUUUAGAUGGUGAAUGGAUUAGAAUACAGAGUACAAUAUUGUUGCAUCAUAUCUUGCCUCAAAAGAAUAGCUAUGAAAGAUAAUUCUUCUGAAGUUUAUCUUAAAGGACUUUCCAAGUUAGAAAGUUACAACAACUACUCCUAAAUAAUGGUUCAAUGCAUUUCAUUGUGGUAGUUAAACUAAUGAUUGUGGCAAAGUUUGCAAUUAGAAUUUUUUUUCAUUGUGUACAACAUUGUCUGCCCAUUUGUUCGAGUUUAGAUGUUGCUCUGGAACUACUUGGACUAUGUAUAUUUUAGACGAAUAGGUGUUUGAUUUCUUUCUGCAAGGUGUUAUAAGGAGAUAUAGGACUCCCUAAAUGUCAUGUUUAUCCUUAUCAAGUGUUAAUUUUACUAUGGAGAGUAAUGUGAUGUGUCUUGACGUAUAUUCCUGCUUAAUUUAGUACUGAGUUCAACCAGAAGCUCUGGUUGAACAAUCAAUGUCAUUUAAAGAUCAAACUUUUGUGCCUUCAACUAAGCUGAGGAUGUUGAAGCUAAAGUAAUAAGUUCUGUCCUGGCCAUUGAGGGACAACUGGGUUCGUUUAUCGACAUUCAAGUGCAUAGAGUUGGCAAGCUGCAAAAUGCUGUGACCAGCAAGGCGGUUCCCAUUUAGAGUGCUUAUCUCUAGUUAUGAGUGGUAGCUUGUCAAUAAAGGGUUUCCGUAAAUCUGAUACUGAUCGCUGGGAGUUCUCAAAUGAUGAGUUUGUUAAAGGCCAAAGGCAUCAACUGAAGAAUAUCGUUAGAAGAAAGCAGACUCCAGCACAAGCGCAGAGGAAAUCUUCCCAGCAGAAGGAUGCUGAUCCAGGUGCAUCUGAAGAAGAUAGGAGAACUGCACUGAGGAAGGAAGUUGAAACUCUGAAGAUUGGUAAGAAUACACUCAUGCAAGAACUGAUAAAGCUGAAGCAACACCAGCAGACCUCACAGAGUAAGCUGGUGCUUGUAAGAGAUCAAUUAAAAGGUAUGGAGAAGAAUCAACAACAAAUGCUAUCAUUUAUAGUGAUGGUCAUGCAAAACCCUGGAUUUUUCAUCCAGUUGCUGCAACCAAAAGAGAACAAUUGGCGCGCAGCUGAAACUGGUAAGCACAAAUUUAGUCCAGUUGAUGAUGAUUGUGAACCUUUAUCUUCUGAUGGAGCAAUCAUAAGGUAUCAGCUUCCUGCAAAUGAGCCUUCAGAGCCUCCCUGCAUCGCCCCAAGUUCUAGUUCAGAAAAAUCAGUGGAACUCGAUCUUUCUGAUGAAAUAAGAGAUCUCCUCAUGAGUGUGGAUUUCACACCAUUACCGUUGGAUGAGAAGAUGCUUUCUCUGGAAAGCCAUGGACCUCUUGUUCUUCCGGAUUCACCUGGUGGUGACUUUCUGAUGGACCAACUCCUUUUAUCAAGUCCACUUGCAGAGUCUAAAGACACUGAUGAGCCUGAUUCUGAAGUUUAUCUAGAUACUGGAAUGGACAUAGAAUCAGCAUUCCAGGCACAGGAAUCUAAUAAACUCAAAAGUCCGGAGGAUGGAUCGAAUCAGAAUAGAUGGGUUGAUACAACAGGAAUACGCAAACAACUGGAUAACCUUGAAAGCUUGGACUUUUUGACCGUGCAAAUGGGCUCUCUGAAUUCCUGAAGCCCGCUGCAAAUGUUAUUAUUCGCUAUAUGCUAAUGCUGUAUAAAUCAAUUGAGAUUUCCUGCUAAUUUUGCUUUUUCUUUUCUUAAUACCACAUAAGAUUCUGGUUUAUCAUCCUUUAUUGCUGGGUAUUGUCAAAGACAAAUUAAGUGUGUUUUGUUAAA
This is a messenger RNA of Coffea eugenioides, 2551 nucleotides long. RefSeq names its product heat stress transcription factor A-8-like. Gene Ontology annotation, molecular function: DNA-binding transcription factor activity; RNA polymerase II cis-regulatory region sequence-specific DNA binding. NCBI's taxonomy places the organism in Eukaryota, Viridiplantae, Streptophyta, Magnoliopsida, Gentianales, Rubiaceae. The transcript has 2 exons. The record is from RefSeq and is a predicted model, not a curated record. Gene Ontology annotation, biological process: regulation of transcription by RNA polymerase II. The coding region runs from base 1413 to 2387 and encodes 324 amino acids. Gene Ontology annotation, cellular component: nucleus.